UGUCAGGCCUGCCCUGUACAGCCCGGAACCGGAGCCGAGAGAGGAGCGGGCGGCGGGGGAGCUUGGUGGUAUCCAUGGGACACCCUGCAGGGGCACGUUCUACAGGGGCAGAUACUAGUGGGUGUCACCUUAUAGGGGCAGUUUGUGUUGGGGUCACCCUAUAGGGGCAGCUCCCAUUGCGGCCAUACAGUAGGGGAAGAUUGUGUUUAAGCAUCUAUAGGGGAGGUUUCUAUAGGGGCAGGAGCGCAGUUUCUAUAGGUCUGGGUCACACUGUCUCUAUAGGGGCAGGAGCGCAGUUUCUAUAGGUCUUGGUUCACACUGUCUAUAGGGGCAGGAGCGCAGUUUCUAUAGGUCUGGGAUCACACUGUCUCUAUAGGGGCAGGAGCGCAGUUUCUAUAGGUCACUGUCUAUAGGGGCAGGAGCGCAGUUUCUAUAGGUCUGGGAUCACACUGUCUCUAUAGGGGAAGGAGCGCAGUUUCUAUAGGUCACUGUCUAUAGGGGCAGGAGCGCAGUUUCUAUAGGUCUGGGAUCACACUGUCUCUAUAGGGGAAGGAGCGCAAUUUCUAUAGGUCUUGGUUCCCACUGUCUCUAUAGGGGCAGGAGCGCAGUUUCUAUAGGUCUUGGAUCACACUGUCUCUAUAGGGCAGGAGCGCAGUUUCUAUAGGUCUUGGAUCACACUGUCUCUAUAGGGGCAGGAGCGCAGUUUCUAUAGGUCUUGGUUCACACUGUCUAUAGGGGCAGGAGCGCAGUUUCUAUAGGUCUGGGAUCACACUGUCUCUAUAGGGGCAGGAGCGCAGUUUCUAUAGGUCACUGUCUCUAUAGGGGCAGGAGCGCAGUUUCUAUAGGUCUGGGAUCACACUGUCUCUAUAGGGGAAGGAGCGCAGUUUCUAUAGGUCUUGGUUCCCACUGUCUCUAUAGGGGCAGGAGCGCAGUUUCUAUAGGUCUUGGAUCACACUGUCUCUAUAGGGCAGGAGCGCAGUUUCUAUAGGUCUUGGAUCACACUGUCUCUAUAGGGGCAGGAGCGCAGUUUCUAUAGGUCUUGGUUCACACUGUCUCUAUAGGGGCAGGAGCGCAGUUUCUAUAGGUCUGGGUUCACACUGUCUCUAUAGGGGAAGGAGCGCAGUUUAUAUAGGUCUGGUUCACACUGUUUCUAUAGGGGCAGGAGCGCAGUUUAUAUAGGUCUGGUUCACACUGUCUCUAUAGGGGCAGGAGCGCAGUUUAUAUAGGUCUGGGUCACACUGUCUCUAUAGGGGAAGGUGUGCAGUUUCUAUAGGUCUGGUUCACACUGUCUCUAUAGGGGCAGGAGCGCAGUUUCUAUAGGUCUGGGUUCACACUGUCUCUAUAGGGGAAGGAGCGCAGUUUAUAUAGGUCUGGUUCACACUGUCUCUAUAGGGGCAGGAGCGCAGUUUAUAUAGGUCUGGUUCACACUGUCUCUAUAGGGGCAGGAGCGCAGUUUAUAUAGGUCUGGGUCACACUGUCUCUAUAGGGGAAGGUGUGCAGUUUCUAUAGGUCUGGUUCACACUGUCUCUAUAGGGGCAGGAGCGCAGUUUCUAUAGGUCUUGGUUCACACUGUCUCUAUAGGGGCAGGAGCGCAGUUUCUAUAGGUCUUGGUUCACAUUGUCUCUAUAGGGGCAGGAGCGCAGUUUCUAUAGGUCUUGGUUGACACUGUCUCUAUAGGGGCAGGUGUGCAGUUUCUGUAGGUCUGUGUUCACACUCUCUAUAGGGGGCGCAGUGACAGAUCCAGUAGUCAUUUGGAGGAUUGGAGUUGUACUUCCUGUACCAGACUUGUCUAUAGGGGGUCUUCCUGUCUUUAGGCCCCUGGCUUCUAUACAUAACAGGUAGACACUGGCGUAAAUCCAAGUUAGUGGGGUGAGAAUAUUGGAGUGUAGAGGUCGGGGUGACCCCAUGACUGCCGCCAUGCUGCGCUCCAUCCCUGCCAACCGCCUGGUAUCUGCGCUGUCUGGGAGCAGCGUGCUGGUGAAGUGCCUGUGGGGGGUAGUAGUCCUCCUUUACCUUCUCUCCCUAUGGGUGGACACUGCUCAUGUUCUGGCCGUCACCCCUGGACUCUUGCUGCCCCCCAACCUCUGGCUGUGGACGCUGGUGACGCACGGACUGGUGGAGCUGCACCUAUGGGACGUCCUUGCUAAUCUGCUGCUGACCCUGGGUGCCGGGCGCCGGCUGGAGCCGCUGUGGGGGGCCCCGGAGCUGCUGCUCUUCUAUGGGGUGGUCAGUCUGUCUGUGGGCGUCCUGAGCUCCCUCUUCUUCCUGGUGGCCUAUGCUGCGACCUCUGACCUGCACUUCCUGUUCUCCGCCCGGGUCCACGGGUUUCCAGCCUUUGCCGGCGCCGUCCUGGUGGCGCAUAAACAGACGAUCGGAGACGUCCUGGUGGAGCCUCAGCGCUGGGUGCGGAUUCUCCCUCAGCUGGCACUGCUGGGGGUCAUGGUCCUGACGGUGGCCGGGCUGAUCCCGGGUCAGGUGCUGGUGGGGUACAGUCUGGGGCUGUUGUCGGGCUGGGUGUACCUGCGCUUCUACCAGAGACACAGCCGUGGCCGAGGAGACAUGUCCGACCACUUCUCCUUCGCCAGCUUCUUCCCGGCACCCCUGCAGCCCGCCGCGGCCCUCCUUGGGACCCUCACACACGCCGGCCUGGUGAAACUGCGACUCUGCCCGCGAGCUGUCAAGAGAUACGACGUGGGGGCGCCAUCCUCCAUCACCAUCAGCUUACCGGGCACUGACCCCCAAGACGCCGAACGGAGGAGGUAAUGUGUGCGGGGCUGCUAUCCUAUUUUCUCC
Messenger RNA from Bufo gargarizans (Asiatic toad), 2793 nucleotides. RefSeq names its product transmembrane protein 115 (gene TMEM115). Gene Ontology annotation, cellular component: Golgi apparatus; membrane. The record is from RefSeq and is a predicted model, not a curated record. Gene Ontology annotation, biological process: retrograde vesicle-mediated transport, Golgi to endoplasmic reticulum. The transcript has a single exon. Lineage: Eukaryota; Metazoa; Chordata; Amphibia; Anura; Bufonidae. The coding region runs from base 1906 to 2763 and encodes 285 amino acids.